CCUGCCUGCCUUGUUGUUGGUUGAUGGCGGCAUCGGUUAUCGUUUUAUUUUGUGAAUUUACUUUACUACCAAUUAAUUAUUAUGCGGUGUAAUCAUGUGAUAGUAUAGUUUAUUAGUUCAAACCCGUUUAAUUGUUAGGUAAGCAUUUCCUUGUAAGCGUUAAUAAAAAACAUUAAAAUGCCGGUCAUACAAUGGAGAUUCCAAUGGCGACGGAUUUGCUGGGAAAUAAAGGGGUAUAUAGUGUGGAAAUUCACACAGGCAAUAUUGACGGCAAGGUCCCUCACUUAUAAUGAGCACAUGGGUCAUAGUUAUGUAGUGGAUUGCUUGUUAGAACCCAUCUUCUGGUUCGUGGACAACUUUGCAGCUACUUUAGGGAAGGUAUUCGUCAUCUUGGUGACUUUUUUAACAGCAGCUGUAGUUUUAAUAGCGUACUGGGUUGGCCUGCCGUACUGGUGGGAGCGGGACCCGUAUACCUCAGCAUUUCUUGUAGUAUUCGGAAACUGGUUACUUCUUAAUAUCUUGUUCCACUAUUACAUGGGAGUUACAACGCCACCGGGAUAUCCACCAAAGGGUCCAAAGGUCUUAAAAGCGUCCAGCAUUUGCAAGAAAUGUAUAUCUCCAAAACCACCAAGGACUCACCACUGUUCUGUGUGUGAUCGUUGCAUUCUGGGCAUGGACCACCAUUGCCCCUGGCUCAACAACUGUGUCGGAUAUUUUAACGCAAGAUAUUUCUAUCUAUACAUGGUGUAUAUGGUGAUUGGGGUUACGUUCGUUAUAAUUGCUGGGCUCGACCUUGGCUAUCAAGUUCUCUGGCUCAACGAUACAGGUGGCAUCAUUCCCAACAAUGACCCAGAACUGAUUGGACAUCCGGUCAAAAUAAACAAAAGUGGAGUACUCAUCCCUAUUAAGACCAUUGUUGAAUAUGAUUCCAUAAACUUUCCUAGAGAGCAUGACUUACCUGUGCCACCUAUAACUGAGGCACAGCGUAUUUGUGCCCACCCAUGGAAGAGAAAGGGUGUGAUUUUCAUGGCAGUGACCUGUGUGUCAGUGUUCUUUGCACUUGGAGCAUUGGUAAUAGUACAUGGAAGGAACAUAAGUAGAGGCGAAACAAGCGUAGAAGCUCAAAUAAAUGCAACGUUGAGGAAGACUCAAAGCUCUUUCAAGAAUCCAUUUCAUUUUGGAAGAGGGAAAAACUGGAGACUUUUCCUUGGUUUGACGCAAGGCAGAACGUUUGUGAGACAUGUGUUAUUGCCAUCGGCACAUCAACCCACUGGGAAUGGAUUAAUUUGGCACACAGUUCACAAUGUCUAUGAAGAUUGGCCUUAGAAUUUAGUUGGAUAGUUAAUGUACAAGAAAUAUUAUCCAUGUCAUAGUUUCAAGUGAUGCAGAUAGCUGAUGUAAAUGUUAGUGGAUUGUAGGUAUGUUAUUAAGCAAUGUGUAUUUUUAUGUAUAUUUAUUUAACAUAAGCUGUCGCGAAUUAACUGUACAUUAUACAUACUUAUUUAAUGUGUAAAUAGACAUCCCUUUUAUGGGGUCUUAAGGCUGGGUGUAUGUAUACUGUGAGGCAGGUGACAAAAUAUUAUAUACUGUAUGUCCAUAGCAUUCAGACCUAAUUAGCUUGUUCUUACUUGAUAGUUUUGAUCUUCAUGAUUCAUAAUGUUUGUGAUGUGUGUGUUACAUUAUAUUUAAUAAAAAAAAACCUUCAGCCGACGGCUUACGCGAAAAGUAUUAUUGAAUGAACGAAUGCGAAGGUUGUCCUUGUCAAACAAUGAUCGUUAAUGAGGGUUUUCGCGAUGAGAUCGUUAAUGAGGGUUAUUUUUGACAUGACAUUGACAGAUAUGUCAAAAUCCACCAAUCACGCAGCAUUUGGACCUCGCGUCUACGUAUUGCCAUCUGGCGGAUUUUUAAAUCGCGAAAAGCGGAUUUUUCAAUCGCGAAAACACUCUUUCGUCUGACUGAUUAAACUCGCUCUAAAUUCUUCCUCUCGUGUUGGUUGUGACAGGAUGUGAACUUAUGAGCGGCUAUCGUGACAUGGCUCAUGUUUAAAAAAAUCAACAAAAAAUAUACUGAAGAAAAACAUAAUAAAAAAGUAGUGUAUGACAAUAUAAUUAAAUUAAAAAUAUCAAAUUGAGUGAGAUCAUGAAUUUUUCAUUCAAUCAUAGUAUCCAUUCAGUAUUCCUUUUAAUAAAUUUGAAUUUGAACGUUGAUAUUACGAUCAAGACUACUGGUACCUGCUUGACGAAUAAAUAGGUAAUUCACCAAAAAUACUCUCAUUUCAUACAUUAUUGUAAUGAUUCUAUCAUUUACUGUGUUGGUUUGUUAAAUAGAUCAUCUUGAUAAUAUCUAUUUAAAGAAUACUAAACUCAAAACACGUCUCAUAAAACCAACUUUAAAAUAACUAGAAUAUUAUAUUUGUAUAAGUAUUGAUUUGUUAAGUCAGUCUGAGUUAGAAAAUUGGCUCAUAAAAAAUUAGAAAGAGGUCUCUUUCACUACCAUUAAUGCCGUUAAUUAAUUACUAUUUUGAUAUUAGAUUAUUUUCAUAUAUACGCAUUUACUAUGUCCAUUCCUUUUAUCGGUGUUUAUUUUACGUUAAUUUAACCUUAGUAAUACUCGUACUAAUCGAAAAUGAAAAUUGU
Messenger RNA from Ostrinia nubilalis (European corn borer), 2636 nucleotides. Its product is annotated as palmitoyltransferase ZDHHC16. Lineage: Eukaryota; Metazoa; Arthropoda; Insecta; Lepidoptera; Crambidae. Gene Ontology annotation, molecular function: palmitoyltransferase activity. Gene Ontology annotation, biological process: protein palmitoylation. The transcript is spliced from 6 exons. Gene Ontology annotation, cellular component: Golgi apparatus. Bases 178 to 1326 code for a protein of 382 amino acids. The record is from RefSeq and is a predicted model, not a curated record.